Messenger RNA from Brassica rapa (field mustard), 3987 nucleotides. RefSeq names its product mitochondrial phosphate carrier protein 1, mitochondrial. Gene Ontology annotation, biological process: mitochondrial phosphate ion transmembrane transport. Gene Ontology annotation, molecular function: phosphate transmembrane transporter activity. Gene Ontology annotation, cellular component: mitochondrial inner membrane. The record is from RefSeq and is a predicted model, not a curated record. NCBI's taxonomy places the organism in Eukaryota, Viridiplantae, Streptophyta, Magnoliopsida, Brassicales, Brassicaceae.
AUGUUGCUUUCAUGUGACCCUCUCCUGACGUGUUUCUUCAUUUCUGGAUUUUGGGUUUUCAGGAGAAACGCCAAAGAGCAACUUUUUGUGAAGAUAACAAGUGUCAAGAGGAAACUAGAUGAUGAACUGUCGUCUCCUUGGUAAUACGCCGUUUGUACCAUGGGAGGAAUGAUCAGUGCCGGAACAACACAUCUGGCCCUAACCCCUCUUGAUGUCCUCAAAGUCAAUAUGCAGGUGAAUCCUGUGAAGUACAAUAGCAUUCCCUCAGGUUUCUCCACUCUCUUAAGAGAACAUGGCCAUUCCUAUCUCUGGAGAGCUUGGUCAGGAAAGCUUUUAGGCUAUGGUGUCCAAGGCGGAUGCAGAUUCGGACUCUACGAGUACUUCAAGACGCUCUACAGCAAUGUCUUGCCUAACAAUAACAGAACUUCCAUAUAUUCUCAGAUAUUCGCAGAUAUGGUCGUAUGUCCUUUUGAAGCUAUAAAAGUUAGAGUUCAGACGCAGCCCAUGUUUGCAAAAGGGUUGCUUGAUGGGUUUCCAAAAGUUAUAAGAAAUGAAGGUCUUGCUGGCUUCCACAUGGGACUUUUUCGGCUCUGGUGUCGCAAUCUUCCAUUUUCUAUGGUGAUGUUCUCAACGUUUGAGCAGUUAGUUGAGUUUAUAUAUCAAAACAUUAUCGAGAAAAGGAAACAAGAUUGCUCUAAAGCUCAACAACUUGGUGUCACAUGUCUUGCUGGGUAUACUGCUGGAGCCCUAGGUACACUCAUCUCUGACCCUGCAGAUGUGGUUGUUUCUUCUCACUACAACAACAAAGCCAAGAAUGUGUUGCAGGCUGUGAGAAACAUUGGGUUUGUUGGUCUCUUCACCAGAAGUCUUCCUGUUCGAAUCACGAUAGUUGGACCUGUCAUAACCUUGCAGUGGUUCUUUUAUGACGCCAUCAAAGUCUUAAGUGGAUUGUAAGUAGACAUCUCUCCAAUUCACCAUAUCUUUCUUCUCUGAUUCUCAUCUAACCAGUUGUUAUACACUUGGGAAGACUAUAGAGCCCUACAAGUGGAGGUGUGCAGAAACUAGUGGAUGCAACUAAAGUGUCAGUGUGACGCUUAGAAGAGUAGUUAUAUCUCUUUCAACAUCAUAAUUUGAAACUCAAAAACAUAUUAAGUUCAGUAGAACCUCUAUAAAUUAAUACUCGAUAAAUUAAUAAUCUCUAUAAAUUAAUAAAUUUUGCCAGUUCCAGCUUGGGCCGGUUCAAAAUUUGGCAUAAAUCGAUAAAAUAAUAAAACAAUAUUUUUUAAAGAAAAUUCUAUGUAAAUAUAUGGUCUCGUUAAAAUUAUAUACAAAUUUUAUGUAAGUAAGAACCUAUUAUUGUAUUGUUUGUUUUAUAUUCACGAUGGAAGUAUCUUUAUAUUCUCUUAACACUUAACAUAUUUUUGAUAAGAUUUAGUAAUAUUAAAUUUAAAACCACAUUUAAAUUAUAUGCAAUAUAUAUUAUAUACACCAAAUAAAAUAAUAAAAUUAAUAUAAAUGUAAAAAAUUUCAAAAUAACAAUUAAUGUCUAUAUGCUAAAAUGAAAUAUUUUUCUUAUCUUAGAAUAAAAAUUUCUUAAAAUAAGAAAUCUAAAUAAAUAAUGUCUAUACCAUUUCUCUAGGAAUAAAUGCAUAAGUACAUGAGCAUAUACAUAUGUAUGAACGCGUAAGUGUAUAUACAUAAUUCAUAUUCAUGUAUUAAAAGAAUGUGGAAUAUGAUGAGCUAAUAAGUAUCAAUCAUGUAAUCAAAGUGAUGUUUUGGAACCAAACUUCAGGUUGUUCGAAACUAUCAAUCAUACAUUGGUCCCAUUAUGGUAGAUUGGAACAUGACAGGAAAACCCAUGUUCUCCCCACUUGUUUUAUAAUCUAUUACGGCAUAUAUACCCUUCACAAUUCACACCACAUGCAUUGAAUUAUUUUUGUGUCACCUUUAGUUAGUGUAUUCCAUCAUAUAGUCAAAUAGAUUGGAUUUCAUGAUUUCCAUUCAGCUACACUGCAUGUUUUAUUCUUAUAUUUACUUCGGAUUCAUGAUAUAUUUUUUUUACUAUUUUAUAACCUAUGUUUAGAGUUUUUAUCGAGUCAAAGUAUUUCUUUUGAAUUCUUUGGAGUCUUUUUGUGUUCUUUUAGAGUUUUCACAUGUUAAGAUAUAUUUGAGAUAAAACAGAUCGAAUUGGAUGCACAAAGAAAUUGAAGAUGGAGAACUGUGAAGAUGCUUCAGAAGUAAUAGAUAGAGGAUUUGUUACCGAUGGAUUAUUCUAAAAUUUUGACACAAGAUAUAUAAUUGAAUUAACUUUCCAGUGCCGUUGGUUUGAGAACGAUCCAUCGGUUCGAUCAAAAGUUAUAUGUUUUGUAUUUAGUCUGUUAUGUGUGCUAGUUUAGUAAGAGAAAGAAAAAAAAGAAAUUUCGGUUUUCUUUAUUUUCGGUUUAGUUUUCCCUCACACUAGACCAAGACGUGAUUUUUACCUCUUGUUUUCGGUCAUUGUUUAGGUUAAGUUUUAUCUUCAUCACACUUUUAGGUUUUAGAGUUUUUGGAGAGACGGAUUCGUACUUUACCUUUGGAGAAGUGUUCUGAACCCCACUUUUUAUUUAUAUUAUUAUGUAUUCAUUUUUUUCUAUGUUUCUCCUAUCAUGUCUGAAUAGUUUUUCAAUUGGGGUUUAGUCUUUAGGGGUUUCAGAGGGAUUCAUAGUUUGUUGAUUUAGGAUUGUUAGAUUUGAUAUUUAUCAUAUGAUUUUUAAUAUAUUGUUAUUCUCAAUGCUGAACUCAGAAUCAUGAAUUAGUUUAUGAGCUUUGGAUGUUUAACUUACCGAAAGCUUGUGUUUAGACGCUUGAAAGAAUUUUAGGUGAGCAAAAUGUCUUUAACCAAUGGAAGAUGAUGUUAUUGUCCAUUGCGAAUAUAUCAAAUCUAUUUUAAAUGCAUGUUUAGAGUGGAAAACUCAACGGAAGUUAGAGUAGAGGAUUCUAUAACAUAGGGAGUUACCAGUAUACUUUCUAUUGGAUGAAUGUAGUUAUUGAUGAUUUAUACAAAAUAAAAUAAAUUGAAUAAAAAUAUUAACUCUUUAAUCAGUAAGUAAAAAUCUUAAACAUUACUCUUAGUUGCAAACUGUAUUAGUAAAAAAACUCAUGUUUUAAGGGUAGAAAUGCUAGAUCCGAGUCUCAACCGAAGCAACAAAUGAUUUAGAACCCGACUCUUAUCUCUGGUCCAAAGAAAUGAACUUCUCGUAAUAAAUAAAAAUUCUAAAACACCACUUAUCUUGAAAAAAAAAAGUAAAAAUCUAUAGAAAUACAGUUAAUUUAUGUUGGGAAUAUUAGAUCAAUUAUAUUUUACAGUUUUUAAUGUGACAUGAUAAGAUAAAAUUAUUAUUAUUAUUAUUUGUCUGCAACAUAAAGAAACUCGUGUAGACUCUACAAACUAAAUUGGUAACUCUCCAUCUAUUUGGACGAUAAAAGACGGUUGUUUCUUUACACUUCGUGCGAGACUGUACGCCCCUUAAAUUUUGCGUCCAUUGUUUAAAAACUCAUCAUCCAUAUGAAUGACAAAAGACGACUGCUUCUUUACAUAAUAAAAUUAUAAUUCACUAAAACAAAACCACUCAUUAGCUCGAGAAAAAAAUCCAAAAAACCGAAAGAAAUGAAACAAGGAUGCUAAAUCUUCUUCUUCUUCUUCUUGAAACAUAACUAAUCUUCUUCUUGAAAAAAAUCCGAAAAUAAGUCACGGGAUCUUGAAACAAGGAUGCAAAAUAUGGUUUAAAUUUAUAAAUUGAAGUCAACUGAUUUAUUUUAAGUUAUUUAAGAAAUGUCUUAUAGAUUAAAAAAUAAUUAUCCUUACACACACGAAAUAGAUAUAAUUAUUUACAAAAUGAGAAACGUUCGAUUAUAUUUUUAACUUAUCUUUCUUAUUCUUAAAUUGGGAGGGACGGUCCAUAAGAUAUGGUAAUGAAAAACUCAAGAUUCAAAAAAAAAAAAAAAAAA